AUGCGUAACGCGGGCAGUGCGGAGUCCAGCAGCAGUGUCUGGGCUGAGCAGAGCUGCACUGUGGGUCCUCAGCUUCACUGUUCACUUGUCAAUGUGACGGACCACACCAACGACACAUCCAGCCUCACUAUGGGUCGGGACAGGGGCAAGUUUGACUUCAUCGGGGGCAGCUUCAUCCUCAAGAAGAAGGGCCUGCUGCGGCUGGCGAGGAAGGGGUCCAUGCGGGCGGGCCAGGCUGGUCAUGCAUAUCCAAAAGAGUGGCUAUGGUGGGCCGGUUUAUUAUCAAUGGGGGCCGGUGAAGCAGCCAACUUCGCAGCUUAUACCUUCGCUCCUGCGACUCUGGUGACGCCACUGGGAGCCCUCAGUGUGCUCGUGAGUGCGGUGCUGUCGUCCUACUUCCUCACAGAACGGCUAAACCUGCAUGGGAAGCUGGGCUGCCUGCUCAGCAUCCUGGGCUCCACCAACAUGGUGAUUCAUGCGCCGCAGGAGGAAGAGAUCAACAGCCUGGAGGACAUGGCAAAGAAGCUGGUCGACCCAGCCUUUUUUUGCUUUGCAACUCUCGUCAUCAUCGUUGCGGUCAUCUUCAUAUUUGUUGUGAGUCCACGCCACGGGCAGACCAAUAUCCUUGUGUAUAUCACCAUCUGCUCGGUAAUCGGAGCACUAUCAGUAUCCUGUGUCAAAGGACUGGGCAUCGCCAUAAAGGAAGCGAUCGCUGGGAAACCUGUUGCCGGAAACCCUCUAGCCUGGUUCUUGCUCCUGAGUCUGGAGGCCUGUGUGAGCACGCAGAUCAACUACCUGAACAAGGCUCUGGACAUAUUCAACACGUCCCUGGUGACGCCCAUCUAUUACGUGUUCUUCACCAUGUCAGUGCUCACCUGCUCCGCCAUGCUAUUCAAGGAGUGGGAGCACAUGGGCACCGGCGACGUGAUCGGAACCCUCAGUGGCUUCCUCACCAUCGUCGUGGGUAUCUUCCUGCUCCAUGCCUUCAAAGACAUCAACGUCAGCCUGGCUACUCUCGCUGUGACGAUGAGGAAGGAAGAGCGGGCCUCUCCUGCAGCCAAUGGCGUGGCCUCCCACAGCACCUACGAACUGCUACACAAUGAGUCCACUGAGGACGUGGAGGACAGAGAAAUGGGUUUGCCUUUUGAUAGUCUUUCUAGAAGAAACGGGGCAAUGACUUCCUCGUUGGAUCAUUAAGAAACUUCUGUUUUUCAUGUCACCCGACAGACCAGUAAUGGCGUUGUUGCGGUGUAUGUGAAUAAUAAGACAAUCAACUGUAUGUGAAGAGUGACUUGGACGGACCAGUGGAUUGUAUUUAUUGUUUGAUUUGCCUUACUUUUCUCCGAAUAUGACCUGCUCAUAUUCAGUUGCAGUUAGAACUUAAUUUCAUUCCUCUGUAGCGUUGUAAAUAUGAGUUUUUUAAAAG
Limanda limanda (common dab) is the source of this 1426-nucleotide messenger RNA. RefSeq names its product magnesium transporter NIPA2-like. The transcript is spliced from 2 exons. The record is from RefSeq and is a predicted model, not a curated record. Gene Ontology annotation, cellular component: membrane. Gene Ontology annotation, molecular function: magnesium ion transmembrane transporter activity. NCBI's taxonomy places the organism in Eukaryota, Metazoa, Chordata, Actinopteri, Pleuronectiformes, Pleuronectidae. Gene Ontology annotation, biological process: magnesium ion transport. Bases 1 to 1197 code for a protein of 398 amino acids.